This is a messenger RNA of Bemisia tabaci, 6622 nucleotides long. RefSeq lists its product as uncharacterized. The record is from RefSeq and is a predicted model, not a curated record. NCBI's taxonomy places the organism in Eukaryota, Metazoa, Arthropoda, Insecta, Hemiptera, Aleyrodidae. Gene Ontology annotation, biological process: regulation of DNA-templated transcription. Gene Ontology annotation, cellular component: nucleus. Gene Ontology annotation, molecular function: DNA-binding transcription factor activity, RNA polymerase II-specific; zinc ion binding; RNA polymerase II cis-regulatory region sequence-specific DNA binding.
AAGUUUAUUUAUCUUCUUUUGCAUAGUUUACUCAAACUAGAUAAGCUUCUUCCUGCAGUGAAUCUUUCCGAUUUUCGCUGAUUCACCGGACGCAGCGACUCCCAGUAGCUCGAAAUUUGUGCCUCCGUGAUGCCUACUAUGAACCACCAAACUUGCAACCCUCAUAAAUGAAAUGAAUUUGAAAGCAUUGAAUACCCAUGCCCAUGCUGGGUUUCUCUGAGCGGUAUUUUUGUUGAUCCGCUUGACCUGUCAACUGCUUUGCGAUGUUCAGAAAGCUUUCCUGAUGUAUGUACAUUGCUCCUAAUUACAUCCCAUUCUUCCCAUUAAGUUAGGUUCAGUUCCCUUUGGCAGUGGUUAUGAGUAGAUCGAUAACAGGAAAGCAGUAUGUAGUGCAUCAAGUUGCUGACUUCAACCUAGGAUCAUAGGAUAUUGAACAACACAAGAUGGCGAAAUCGUCAAAAUCAGUGCUGUACCAAAAUCUUGCCGGAGAAUCAUUAGUAAUAGACACCAAAUCAUCUUCCUAUAGAGAUGUUAUUCUUCAGAAAGUAAAACUGAAAUACACUGAAGCAGUUCCAUCAUUUUCAAAGAGAAUUGAGCAGAGAUUUGCCGUUGACAAAUUAGUCUCUGGACAGUGUCGAAUAUGUGGAUUGAAAGAAAAGUCAUGCUGCAAAAUUUUUGAAACCGAUGAAACCCUGAGCAAGCUUGUGAAUACUUACAUGCCAAUCACGGUACAUAAAUAUGACGUGUUACCGCUAAAUGUUUGUCUCGAGUGUUUGGGAACCCUGCAAACCAUUGAUGAUCUUGCAUACAGAUGUUAUCUCACAGAAGCGUGCUUAUUGCAACACUACAAAGAUUAUAAAGACACUUCAAUAUUCCUGGACCCAAUUCAGGAGGAAGAAGAAAAACCGUACACACCAUUGCAUUUGCGGUUGCCAAGAAGUAGGGAAACUCCUCACCUAGCCGCAACUGUUGGGUUUCCUGCAAGGAGGAAAGGUAGCUCCAUACAUGGUCGGUUUUAUACUGAAAGUGAUAAGAUACAAGAGACCUUGAACCAGAGUAAAGCUGAAGCCCAAAUCUCGCUAAACCAACAGAAUGAUGAGGGAGAUGAAUCUCCCACUGAAGACUAUGUCUUUGAGGAAUCAAACCCUGUGGAAACAAUGGAAAUCGAUGAUGAUGAUAAUGAGGAAAAAGAAGUUGUCAAAAAUUGUCUCAAAGCCAAUCUCCACAAAAUUCUCCUUGGUGGAAAUUCGACUAAGAGAUCAACCACCUUAGUUUCAAAACAUGCCCCAAUAUCAACCAAUCAGUCUCAAAGUCAGAAUCUCUCGCAUGACCAUGCAUACAGUCAUCUAAAACCAAAGAAGGUCUCUACUUCGCCUGGAGCUAACGUAUCCAACGUUCCUGCUUUCUUCUCAAAUUCAAAAAUCCAAACUCUGGAAGAAGCUGAUGCAGUGAAGAAUAUAGCUACUGAGGCUCUGGCUGAAUUGGACAAAAACUCACGAGAUAACAGGACAUUGUUGAAUCUUUCGGAAAUUUUAAAUACCACAAGUCAAGAGCUAGAUGAACCUGUGUAUAUCAUUCUAGUCAACGACGAGGAUGCAGAGAAGUCAAAGCAACAAACUAACACCCACAAGCCGAAGUUUAUCAAUCUAGCUGUUGACACCAUCGAACCACCGGAGACAAACCAACAGAUUAACAAUACAACUGAUCCCUCAGGAACUGAGACCCAAACUACUGAAAAAUUAUCUGAAAGUAUGGAUGUAGAAAACCACCCCGCAGACGAUGAUUGUCAAGUCAUCAAGGAAUCAGAAACUCCCAGCAUAACUGGAAAUGAUCAAGUUGAUGAAAUAGUCUCCACUAAUGAAGGAACUGGAGUCAAUCCUGAUGAAGAGCUAGCCAAGUUUUCAGAAUCCCUUCAGACAGAACAGAUUAAGAGGUGGUUCACAAUACAAAUUUUGAAAACACCAAAUGAAGGUGAAGAAACCAAAGAUGAAGAUGAAGGUGUCAUGCUGGUCACGUACGUUGUUUACUACUCAAAAAUAAACAACAAACUGGUUCCUCAUCAUUUCUCUCUGAUGAAUGAUUCUUUCACAGAGGUCACUCGUCGCCGAGCUUACUCGAUCAUCAGCACCAUGUUAAAAGAGGAGAAGAAUCGAGUUCUUCAAUACUUAGAGAAUAAUCCACAGAAAAAACCACAAAAAAGUCCAAAACCAGCAGCCCCUAAACUUCCACCCAAGAAGCCGUUCAGGACAACUUGCUGCUUCUGCAAUAAAACUAUGAAAGAGCAAGAAUUGACCGCUCAUUCAGUUGCUAAUCACAUGGUACGCUGCAAGUAUUGUCGAGUGAUUUUCACUUCCAAAGAUGAACUGAUACUACAUGAAUGUGAGGUUCACGAAAAGAAAUCAACGGAUUGUGAGACGUGCAAUAAAAAAUUCUACGAUGAAGAAGAUAAAUUCUUCUGCUCUCAUAAUUUUAAUUGCUCCAUUUGCAAGAAGCAGUUUACCGACUGGAAUGAGUACCUGCAUCAUGAGAAAAUUCACGCCAAUUCACUUGCCCUCAAAUUCAUUCGAGACUUCAGAGUGGACUUCAAUCGUACAAAUCAGUGGACGAAAAGUGAAGAGACUGAGAAAGUCUAUAACUUUGGGUGCUCCACUUGUGGAAAAAAGUUUGAAAGCAUGGUUGAGAUGGAGCGGUGUGAUCACUUGUAUGAUUGCCGAGUGUGCAAAAAUCAAUUCAGUAACUAUCCUCUGUUUGUCACUCAUGGUUGUAUCCACAAUCCGGAACUGCUCAGAAUUGUCUGCAAGAAAAAAUCACAGAAGAAGCUCAUUGUCCAGUGCGGACUUUGUGAGGAGCAAUUUCAUGAACAAAAGGAUUACUUGGCUCAUUACUAUAACUGCAUGCUAAAGCAUGGUGUCCAAGUGGAUCUAUCAGAGGAAAUAAAGGCAUUGCAGACCAAUUCACCUGUCAAUUGUAUCUUCUGUGGUGAAUAUUUCAAGUCCAUCUUUAUCUUUGAACUCCACUAUAAUCAAUGCUUCAAGAUCAAUUCUACAGAAUGUGAUGAAUGUGACGCAAUAAUUCCAUCUAGACUUCGUGGUUCUCAUUUACUGUACUGUGACACAAAGACCUUGUGUGAUAACUGCGGAACAACGUUCCCCUCAAAAAAAUUGUAUCGCCAACACCUGAGGCAGCAGCUAGAUGGCUCAACUGUUUGCAUCACAUCAAGUGACUUCAAAGAUUUUUCAUUCAAUGGCUACAUAUCAGAAGGGUUUGAUCCAAACAACUGUCAUAUCUGUGGUAAAAUCUUUGUGAAUGGCAACACCCUCGAUCGCCAUGUGAAGAGCGUCCAUCUAGGCCUGGAAAAAUCUUGUCCGCUGUGUGGAGUGAAGUUCCAGAAACACAAUUCAAUAACCAUGUUCUUACGACAUCGCAAAACCCAUCCAGAAGAUGAAUUGAAAGAUAUAUCGUGUGGAGAGUCCUAUGGAAGUACCCAAUGUCCGACGUGCGAAAAAUGGUUUUCAUCCAGGCUUCUGAAACUUACACACGAAAUAUACUACCAUGAUAAGAUUCUUCACAAAUGCGAAGGUUGUGAAACAGAGUUCCUUAAUUUAAUCAAUUUGAGAAGUCAUGAGACAAAGUGCAAACCAAUGAGGAAGGACAGAUCUGUAUAUACUUGUGAGCACUGUGAAGCAACUUUCCCGAAAGUACACUUGUACUACCAGCACCUCGAAACUCAUGAUAUUACUUAUACCUGUGAAGAAUGUGGGAAAACCUUCAAGAAGAAAACCAAUUUGAGCAAGCACAAGGAAACAGCACACACCAAAACUCCAACAAUUUGUGAUGUGUGUGGAAGAGAAUUUUCAUGCGAGAAAUAUUGCAAGAUUCACAAACGAAACUUGCAUGGGGACCAGAGCUUCCUUUGUCAGAUUUGUGGUAAAACAUUCCAUAACAGUAAGAGAUUGAAAUUACAUGCAUCAGUACACUCCGGAUUGAAACCUUACAAAUGUCGCUUCUGUGAAAAGAGUUUCCGAACACACACAAUCAGGAACGUCCAUGAAGAUAAACACAAGAACGAUUUUAGAUAUGAGUGUAAUUUCUGCCAGCAUAAAUUCUCACGAUUCAUAAACCUUUACGUUCAUAAAAGGAAGGUUCAUGCAGACAAAUGCACGUACCAAUGUUCAAAGUGUGGAUGUGGUUACAAUGACGUUGAGUUCUUCACUAAUCACCAAGCGAAAUGUGGAGGAAAGAGGAAAAGGCCGAAGCCAGGCGUUGAAAGAGCCACAUGGUGUCCCUACUGUGACAAGACGUUCGGUUCUGCCAAACUUUUAAAAGCUCAUUAUUCCCAAGGUAGUGGUGAUGGAAACUUUGUCUGUAGUAAUGGCGCCUGUGGUAAGAGAUAUGAUACAGAUUGCUCACUGAAAAUGCAUGAAAGAGUUCAUGCUGUUGACAAAUUCCAAUGCAAGCACUGCAAAGAAGCCUUCCUCGGACUGAAGCAACUAGAGCUUCAUUCUCAACUGCAACACAAUGAUAAAUUUGCUUUCCAUUGUACCCGCUGUGGGCGUGGUUACAUGUUCGAGAAAUUUUUAGAAAAACACGUCAAGUACUGCAAUGAUUCACUCCAGCAGCUCGCUUAUACUGUAACCAAGUCUAAAAAGCCUAUUGUCCGCUGUGAAAACUGUGGUUUGAUAUUUGCAAAAUUCAAAGACCUCCGUGUACAUAUGACACUCGCCCAUGGUAGUGAAACUUACAAAGAUUAUCAAUGUCUUAUUUGUGACAGUCAGUAUGAUUCUUACAUCCAACUUUCGAAGCACUCGAAACAUCAUUUCAAAGAUGCAACAAACCCUGGCUCAUAUUGUUGUCCCAAGUGUAAGAUCCAAAGCUCCGACUGGGAGGUGAUGAUGAAUCAUGUGUGCGGGAGCGUACUUCCAAAACGUGGUGAAUCCAGCAGGUUUGGCAAUCUUGAAGGCCCUCCUCAUAUUGAAAGUGAAAGCAAACUUCCCAGGAAGAGUCCUCGAAAACCAGUGCCCAAGUAUGACUCUGAUGAUGAUUAUGUGACUCCGCAAAGUCGCUCUGUCAACUCUCGUCAUCAUGCAGCUUCAUCCUCACAUUACAGUGCUGGUCCCAGUUAUUCGAGGACAGGUGGAAAAAGUAAACCAUCAGGCAGGUUCAGCUCAAAAUCUGUGGUCAUACAAGAAGAUGAGUACGCAAGUGAAGAGUAUGAGGAGGAGAUGCCAUCGCAUCCAAUCGUAAAUGAAGAUGCCAACCUUAUCUAUCAUUGCUCAUUCUGUAGUUCUAAUUUUGAUCACAUUCAAACGCUACAGAAGCACUUGACAGAUGACCACAAUCUUAGUUUAAAUAGCCUUGAGUUUCAGUUAGUUGAGUGAAGUGAAAGAAUGUGCCGUAUACUUUCUUUCAAACAUUCUUUACUCAGAAUCUGCUCUCCUAAUGAAGCUCCUUGAUUUACAAAGACAGCAAAUUGUCGUCCUAGCCUAUUAUUGAUGACCAGCUAGCUAUCUUCGUUAAAACGUUUUGGUCUGUCCCAAUCUGUCCUUGCAGGUUGAAUAAAAAGGAUUAUUUGAACUCCAAUUCUUGUCGGGAGCAAAUUUUUUUUGCUUUCAUAAUUUAGCUCCUGAAAAAACAUCAGCAUAAUGUAACAAAAAAAGUACGUACAAACAUCAGACACUUUGGGUCUUCAAGCAGCAGUGCAACAGAAUAAUGUGGUUCCUAUUCAGUGUCGCUGUCUCUUGUGCGGCAUAUUUUGCAAUAUGUCUGGGUGAGAUAAGAAAAAAAGUAGGGGGAAAUUUUUCAUAACCAACAAAUCAAUAGCCUUACAUGACAAAUUAUUAAUGUAACAGCCCUUAUUUUAUGACGAAAUUAAUGAAUUUCAACAUACAUUAAAAUCUUGACACCCGUUCAUUAUUUUAUUUAUCUGAAAUUCUCUAUACUGUUAGCUGCAGUGAUGUUUGUCAACUUUCAUUAUUUUAAAUCUUGCAUAUUAGAUUGACAAUAGUAAUUUUGACUGAAUGUGUCAUAAUUUUACUAUUUUUCUCUGAUUUAAUUCUGUUUGAGUCAUCAGAUGUGAAUUGAAUUGAAGUAACUUUAUUUGCCAUGUCCUCAAAAUCCUGUUCCUCCCCGAAACCUGUAGUUUCAUGUAUGCAAAAAAAAGGGGCAAGUGUCCUACAGUUUUCCAAAGAGUAGAAACAUCUUAACCAUUUAGGUAAGAUAUUCUACCCUUCAAUGUUUAAUAUUGUAAGUAAUACAAGUCUAUUUACCUACUAUAAGUCAUAAGUCAUCUCUUUUUUUAUUUGCUUUGAAGUACUAGGAAAGUUAAUUUUAUUUAAUUUUUCAUGGAAGCAAGUUUUACCUUAUGAUGUUCAUACCUAUUUAUUCUCAGUGUAAAUGUAUUUAUUUUCCCAUUUAAUUCUUGAUUCUUUUUAUUGUACAUACUGUAUUACUACAUAUGGUGUUGUGUUCCACAUUUAUGCUUAUUGUUAAAAGUGUGAGUGCCCUAAGUAUAUAAUUUUAAAAGCUGAUAAUGAAAUGUAAGAUAUAAGUACAUAUGUAUUUUCUCUCCUGACUCUGUAAAUAUUGUUUUCUUUUCAAAUAAAUCUCUUUUCAUUAUUAAUAA